Oncorhynchus masou masou (cherry salmon) is the source of this 616-nucleotide messenger RNA. RefSeq names its product epsin-1-like. Bases 109 to 543 code for a protein of 144 amino acids. The transcript has 2 exons. The record is from RefSeq and is a predicted model, not a curated record. NCBI's taxonomy places the organism in Eukaryota, Metazoa, Chordata, Actinopteri, Salmoniformes, Salmonidae.
GAUACUGUAAAACAGUCUCAGUUUUUACAAGUCCCUUCCUCUUUGGAAAUCUCUGAUACCAAAGAACCUGGUGAGUCCUGUGGCAGCUCCACGUACCAGACUGCCCAUAUGUCUCCUCACUCCAGUGAUGAUCCAUGGCAAGAAGCCUCCAGUGAUGAUCCAUGGCAAGAAGCCUCCAGUGAGGAUCCAUGGCAUGAAGCCGCCAGUGAUGAUCCAUGGCAGGAAGCCUCCAGUGAUGAUCCAUGGCAUGAAGCCCCCAGUGAUGAUCCAUGGCACGAAGCCCCCAGUGAUGAUCCAUGGCAAGAAGCCUCCAGUGAUGAUCCAUGGCACGAAGCCUCCAGUGAGGAGUCAUGGCACGAAGCCUACAACGACGGUCCCCAGUCCGGAGUCUCCAGCGACGUUCCCCAGUCCGGAGCCUCCAGCGACAGUCCCCAGCCCGGGGCCCGCAACAAGGGUGCCCAGUCCAGGGCCCGCAACGAGGGUGCCCAGUCCGGCGUCGGCGACGAGGGUCCCCGCACCAGAGGUGCCACCAAAGUGGGGUGAGCCAGUGGUGGAGCGGGGUCUGCGUCCCGCACCUGAGCCGCCACCGCGGAUAGAUGCCCACCCAGACCCUCCC